This is a messenger RNA of Pestalotiopsis fici W106-1, 672 nucleotides long. RefSeq lists its product as uncharacterized. The transcript is spliced from 2 exons. Lineage: Eukaryota; Fungi; Ascomycota; Sordariomycetes; Amphisphaeriales; Sporocadaceae. The record is from RefSeq and is a predicted model, not a curated record. Bases 1 to 672 code for a protein of 223 amino acids.
AUGAGCGACUUUUUCGACCAAGAUAUGUCAUCAAUGCCCUUACUCAGUGACGCUCAGGGCUAUGUCAACCCAUACCAGCACCCUUCUCAAAUGUCCCCACUAGCCGGCGUCACGGGUACCUUUGCCCCAACGUUACACGGGCCGAUGCCCGCGCAAACAAACCAAGCCUUGUUCAUGUCUCCCACCCUCUACCAGCCGACGCGAGCUAGUAGGCAGACCGGGUGCUCCUGCCUUGGUGGAAUUGAGGCGCGAUAUGCGCAACAACUGUGUUUGUCCAAGCUCGAGUCUAUUCAAAAGGACGUCGCCCCCGUAUCUGAGAUCAGGACAGACGUCACCUCAAUGAGGAGAGAAGUGCAGGGAGCUUUCAACAGGUUGGAAAAACUCGAGGCUAAGAUUGAUGCUCUGGGCCAGGCAAUUGAACAGAUUCAAUUAUCGCUGGCAGGUUUCGCGGGGCGGUUUGAAGAUCUGCAAAAUGGACUUCGAGCCUUCUCUGCAGACUGUCAUGCCUGGUUUGCGCGAUUGGGCAAGGAGGCCGACGAGAUCUUGGGUGAGCAGGGGCGCAGCGGAGCUGCCUCCGCACCACCAGGAGGAGGUACCCCUAGCUUUGAUUUCAUGAUGGGGCAACAUGUAACAGAUAUGAACGACCAGAUCAAUAGUUUCAAUUUCGGAUAG